UAUGUAGUGAAAAUAAAAACCCAACUUUUUAUUUGAAUAAUGUUAGUGUAAAUAUGUGAACAUAAUUAAUAAAAAACGUUUCUUGAAUUAGGAGAAUAACCAGAUGAUCGCCGGCGCCGGCCCGGGGAGCAGAAAUUUCUUCGUCGGCCUACUCAAAACCGCUACUUCUCUCUCUCACCUCACCCAAAUCCACGCUCAAGUCGUUAUCCAUGGCCUCCAAUACGACCUCGCCAUUGUCACCAAACUCACUCACAGACUCUCUGACUUCAAAGCCAUUCGCAAGGCAAGAAGCCUCUUUCUCACCAUUCCUAACCCGGACUUGUUCCUCUUCAACGUCCUCGUAAAGGGUUUCUCCAACAAUGAAUCUCCUUUGUCUUCCAUAUCUCUUUAUACCCAUUUGAGGAACAAAACGAUUCUCACUCCUGAUGAGUUUACUUACGCCUUCGCUAUUUCAGCGGCUUCUGGUUUUAAGGAUGCUAAGUAUGGGAUUCUGUUACAUGCUCAUUCUAUCAUUGAUGGGUUUGCUUCGAAUUUGUUUGUUGGGUCAGCUUUGGUUGAUAUGUAUUCGAAGUUUUUACAGUUUGAGUUAGCACAGAAGGUGUUUGAUGAAAUGUCUGUGAGGGAUACUGUUUUGUGGAACACAAUGAUUUCUGGGUUAGCUAAGAAUUGUUGUUAUUUCGAUUCUGUAAGGCUUUUUGUUGAUAUGGUUUCUAGUGGUACACCAUUUGAUUCUAGAACCUUGGCAGUGGUUCUUCCAGCUGUGGCUGAACUUCAUGAGUUGCAAGUUGGGAUGGGAAUUCAGUGUUUGGCUAUGAAGGUUGGGUUGGAUAGUGAUGUUUAUGUGCUUACAGGAUUAGUUUCUUUGUAUUCAAAAUGUGGAGAGAUUGAUAGAGCAAGGUUGUUGUUUGGGAAGAUUAGUCAUCCUGAUUUGAUAUGUUAUAAUGCUAUGAUUGCAGCUUAUACUAGCAAUAAUGAUACAGAGUCCUCAUUGAAGCUUUUCAAGGAAUUACUUGCAUUUGGGGAGAAAGUAAAUCCAAGUACAGUUGUGGGUCUGAUUCCUGUAUCUUCUGCCUUUGGUCAUUUGCAACUUACUAACUCUAUACAAGAUUUUUGUUUGAAGUUUGGUAUUCUUUCAGACCCUUCUGUUUCAACUGCAUUAACCACUGUUUAUUGUAGACUCAAUGAAAUAGAAUCUGCAAGAAAACUUUUUGAGGAAUCACCAGAAAAGAGUUUGGCAUCUUGGAAUGCUAUGAUCUCAGGUUAUACUCAAAAUGGACUCACAGAGAUGGCAAUAUCUCUUUUCAAGGAAAUGAUAUCUGUGCUAAGUCCAAAUCCUAUUACCAUUACAAGUAUUCUUUCAGCUUGUGCUCAACUUGGUAUCCUAAGUCUUGGAAAAUGGGUUCAUGGCUUAAUUAAGAGCAAAAAUCUUGAGUCUAACAUAUUUGUGAAAACUGCUCUUGUUGACAUGUAUGCCAAGUGUGGAAGCAUUGUGGAAGCUCGGGAAUUAUUCGACUUGAUUAAACAGAAAAAUGUUGUUACUUGGAACGCGAUGAUAUCCGGAUAUGGCCUCCAUGGACAUGGUCAUGAAGCACUUGAGCUUUUUAAUGAGAUGUUGCAUUGUGGGGUUGCCCCAACUGGGGUUACCUUUCUAUCAAUCUUGUAUGCUUGCAGCCAUGCUGGUUUGGUGAAAGAAGGAGAUAAUAUAUUUAAGUCCAUGGUUCGUGAUCAUGGUUUCGAGCCCUUAGCUGAGCACUAUGCGUGCAUGGUUGACAUUCUUGGAAGAGCUGGACAAGUUGAUCAAGCCUUGGAAUUUAUAAGGAAAAUGCCAGUUGAUCCAGGGGUUGUUGUUUGGGGUUCUUUGCUUGGUGCUUGUAUGACUCAUAAAAACCAUAGUAUAGCACGUUUAGCUUCUGAAAAGCUAUUUGAAUUGGACCCUGGAAAUACAGGAUAUUAUGUCUUACUCUCUAACAUAUACUCAGCUGACAGGAAUUUUCCAAAGGCUGCCAUGGUAAGACAAGUUGUCAAAAAUAGGAAACUAGAAAAGGUUCCAGGGUGCACUCUGAUUGAGAUUGGUGAGGACACUCAUGUAUUUACAGCUAGUGACCGAAGUCAUCCUAGAACGAUGGAAAUCUACGCAAUGUUAGAUAAGUUAGCGGGAAAGAUGAGGGAGGCUGGAUUUCAUACAGAGACUACUACUGCUUUGCAUGAUGUGGAGGAAGAAGAGAAGGAGCUAAUGGUGAAGGUUCACAGUGAGAAACUGGCCAUUGCUUUCGGUCUUAUUGCUACUGAACCUGGAACCGAAAUAAGGAUCAUUAAGAAUCUCAGGGUUUGUUUAGAUUGCCAUAAUGCAACUAAACUAAUAUCGAAGAUCACCGGUAGAGUUAUUGUGGUUAGAGAUGCUAAUAGAUUUCAUCAUUUUAAGGACGGCUUGUGUUCUUGUGGAGACUAUUGGUGAAGAAAAUUCUUUGCAAGUUAAGGUAUGCAUUGUCCUACUAUUUAUAUGGUAACAUUAAUUGUUCACAAUAAUUUUGAUAGACAAAAAUUGAUGAAAUCAGAUGUUACCUUUCUCUUUAUACAUAAACAAA
Messenger RNA from Cannabis sativa, 2585 nucleotides. RefSeq names its product pentatricopeptide repeat-containing protein At4g30700. Gene Ontology annotation, molecular function: zinc ion binding; RNA binding; protein binding. The transcript has a single exon. NCBI's taxonomy places the organism in Eukaryota, Viridiplantae, Streptophyta, Magnoliopsida, Rosales, Cannabaceae. The coding region runs from base 104 to 2455 and encodes 783 amino acids. The record is from RefSeq and is a predicted model, not a curated record. Gene Ontology annotation, biological process: RNA modification.